AGGUACCAGGCAUCAAGUUGAGAUAUUUGAGCGGAGCGGUUGAGCUGGGGUGUGUGUCUGACCAACGCUUGGAGGGAGGCAGGUGCAGUUCAGUACCGCCUUGUAGGCUAGUACCAUCGUCUUGAAUCUGAUGCAAGAUACUACAGUGAAGGUCACGGAAAAGGGGGAUCACAUGGGAGAAUUUAGGUAAGUUGAACAUCCCACGGCUUCCCCCCUUGUCUGUACUAUGUAGGAUGGGCCUUACUGUAUAAAAGAUAAUAACAAUAAUCGAUGUGUAUAGAUUAUGUAUACAUAUGUGUAUUUGUGUAAAGCUCAUAGAUAUUAAUAAUAGCCUUCAUCGUGAAAUUAGAGGAUGCAAUGAUUGCUAUACUAAGUAGUAUUUUAAAGCGUAACAGUGUGAUCCAGAAGUGAAAAUCCCAUUCAUAAUCUGUAUAGAGGUUUUGAUUAUUAUGCUUAAUGUUGUAACCAUUAAAGGUACCAUUUUUUUCUUAAAAAUAACACUCUCCAUUGUGUGUAACAGCCACUGGGCUGAUUUGUAAAAAAAAAAUGGAACUGGGUCGAUUUUGGAAAAAUAAAGGAAGGAAGUGACGUCCGAGUGCAUAAAAACAUCAGUCCGGUUGAAAUAAUGGUCAUUUUUCCCUUCUGCAGAGCUGUCAUCACCAACAGUUGCGUCUCCACUAAAAAAUCAGUCGGGUUGAGAUAAUGGGUAUCUUUCAAAAAUUGGUUAUUCUACUACUGAGCCAACUCCCUUUAUUGAGAGGAAGAAUCCCCCUGUUUUUUCCAUGUGACAACAAUGAAAAUGGUACUGAGGUAUACUGCACACACAGGCCGCUCGAUGACUUCCCUUUUUUUACUUCAGUGAAUGUAACGUUUCUCGACCUAAGUCACACCAAGAUACGGGAAGUUGGACAGCAUCAAUUCUCUGGCAUUCCAAAUCUUAUCACUCUGAAUAUGACGGGGAAUUGUGAUCCAAAUAUCAUUCGAAAAAUUAACAACCUUCCCUGUGGAGUCAGAUUACACGAGGAUGCCUUCAGGAGUCUGCACAACCUCACUUAUCUAUAUCUGGCAGGAAACAGCCUUACCAAGUUACCCUGGUUACCGGAAAGCAUUAAGGUCCUGGAUCUUGAGAGCAACUGCAUUUUCAACAUCAUCAUCCCUUUUGGAACUCCACAUCUAGAAAAGCUCUUCCUCAAAAUGAACUGUUAUAAUGAAAACCCUUGCCACCAGUCAUUGUACAUCCAUGAGGAUGUUUACAAGGAGCUAUCACAUCUGAAAAAUCUAACCCUGGGAUACAACAAUUUAACAUCAAUACCACUAGGAUUGCCAGCUUCACUUAUGACACUGGACUUGAGAGAGAAUACAAUAACUGAGAUUCCAGAAUGGGCAUUUGCUAAUUUUCCUAACCUGGAGAAUCUAAAUCUGGAAUGGAAUUGUCAGCGUUGCGACCACGCAGCCCGCCCUUGUUUUCCUUGCCCUAACAAUGCCUCCCUACAGCUUCACCCUAACUCAUUCAAUAUUAAAAACAGCUCCAUUCGUAUUCUGAGGUUGAGGGGAAACUCUUUGAACAGUAUACCAAAAGGUAUUUUUCUCCCUUUGACAAAUUUGAGGAGGUUGGAUCUCUCUGACAACUACCUGGCCCACACCAUCCGUAAUGGUACCUUCUUUACAGAGCUAAAGCAGUUAACGUGGAUCAGCCUCAUCUAUAACUUUCAGCCAUAUAAGACAUUCCAUGAGCUGAUCCUUUCAGAACAUCUGGGAAAUGUCUCAAAUCUCGAAACCCUUCUGUUAAGCGGGAACUUUUUCCACACUGUUUCAGAACAAAGCCUUGUGGUUCUGUCCAGACUAAAACAACUUAAGAUGCUGGAGUUGCGCAUGAAUUUCAUCAGUUAUUUCAACAUGACCACUGUGGGAAUGUUAACUUCUCUCAACAAAUUAGUCCUCUCUCAGAACGCACUGAGUUACAACCCUUGCAAUGUCUCAUCUGGGAACUCUUUAGAUCAAGGCUCACAGGAUCCAAAUGUUUUUAAAUACUUUUCUGAUUCAUUCAUGCCACCACAUUCAACAGCACAUGUAUAUCAAACGCUGCCUGAAAGUGACAUGUGUAUAACUAACAAUAUAAUGUUUGGAAUGUCAAAUUUCGAGCAGAAAUUUUGCGGAAAUAAUUUGACAAUUGAUCUUUCCCAAAAUAAUCUUAUGUUCCUUCAUGAACAUGUUUUCGAUGGUAUGGAAAAUGUCUUGUGUUUAAACCUUUCUUACAAUUACGCAAGCCAGGCUUUAGAAGGUGGCCUUUUCAGUCGCUUGAAAAGCUUAGUUUACUUAGAUAUGUCAUUCAAUAGAAUUGACCUAUAUUAUAAAGAGGCAUUCAGUGAGUUGAACAGGACUUUGAAGGUGCUGGACCUCAGUCAUAAUGAGUAUCACUUUCGCAUGAAUGGAAUGGGUCAUCGUCUUGGGUUCAUUGAAAGCCUCACUAAUCUGGAAGUUUUGAAUCUUGCAAAUAAUGGCAUGGGCCAGCGAAUAGAUCCGAGACUGAGGAGCAACUCUGUGAAGUAUAUGUACUUUUCUGGGAAUCGCCUAGAUAUAAUGUGGGAUAUAGAGGGCCAGACCUACAUUAAUUUCUUUCAGGAACUCAAGGAAUUAAUCUACUUGGACAUCUCUCAGAACAUGCUACGGUCAUUCGAACAACGGAUCCUCUUUAAUCUACCAGUGAGCAUUCAAGCCCUCAGCCUUAGCAAUAAUUACCUUUUAGAUUUUCCAUGGCAGAAUAUCACAUUUUUUAGUAAUCUAACGCAUCUAAGUCUCAGUGGAAAUCACCUUUCAGUUCUGCCUAACAAUGUUACAAAGUUUCCACCACAAUUUUCCCUGUUGGACCUCAGUGGCAAUCAGAUUACCCAUCUUCCAGAUAAAUUCUUUAGCCUAGCCAACGUUUUGCAGUGUCUCUAUCUCAAUAGCAAUUCUCUCAAAGUGUUGAACCUUCAGUCAUUCCCACACCUGCUGAAAAAUGGCACUUCUCGUCAGUUGCUUACCCUGCAUGACAACCCUUUAAUCUGUGACUGUCACAACUCCGGAUUGCAUGAAUUCCUGCGGACCAGCAACACACGUAUUCCUUACCUGACCACUGCUGUUCAAUGUGAAUUCCCAGAGUCCCUGCAGGGUCAAAGUGUGCUGACCGUCGACCAGCGUUCCUGUCAGGAGAUCUAUGGUGGCUUGGGCUUCCUCCUAAGUACACUCUUCAUAUGUGCAUUUAUUGCUCUGCCGCUUUUUAGACAUCUUUAUGGCUGGGAUGUGUGGUACUGCCUACAGAUCCUAUGGGCAGGAUGUAAGGGCUACUUGCAUCCUUCUGCCAGUUGCUCGCCAAAACACUAUGAUGCUUUCGUGGUGUUUGACACAAACCACCAGGCUUUGAGAGACUGGGUUUACAAUGAGUUGGUUAUCCGUUUGGAGAGCUCAGGCCACAGAAGAUUCUCUCUCUGUUUAGAGGAGAGGGACUGGAUUCCUGGGCUUUCCUGCAUUGAAAACCUCCACCAUGCUGUCCAUAGCAGCGAGAAGACAGUGUUUGUGCUGUCCAACUGCACAAGAAAUAACGCUGGUGAGGCAACGGUCAACGGUGUGAUACAGCAGACCUUUUUCAUGGUUCAGCAGAGGCUUCUUGAUGAGAAGGUGGACGUAGCCGUUGUCAUACUGCUGGACAAGAUGUUUCCCAAGCUGAAGUACCUCCAACUAAGGACGAGGUUGUGCAGGAAGUCAGUGAUGUCCUGGCCUAGAAACCCAAAGGCCCAACCCCUAUUCUGGAACCAAAUCAGGACAGCACUGUCAUCAGACAAUCUUCAAUUAUAUGACAACAACAUUAGUGAGGGUUUCAUAUAAAUUCCACUCGUUAUACAAAGUAACAAUGUAAUAACUACUGUCUCUCUAAAAAAUGUGUGUAAAUAGGCUGAAACGCUUUUCAAAGAAGACCACCGCUAUUCAACAAUUAAUGCGAAUCUUGUGAGAUGUUAAAUAAAGCAUAAGUAAAGGUUUUAUAUAAUUGUUCCUGUUCAUUUGCAUCCCUGAUCAUGUAGCGUUUUAAUUUAAGAACAGAAAACUGAUUUUGGACAAUGUACUGGAUAUGCUGCCAUUUAGAUUAAUCAAACCAUCAUGAAACUCAUGAUAUGUAUACAAUUCAAUGAUUUUAAACGUUGAAAUGCCUUUGUGGAUCUAGAGAAGGGAUUACAGCCUACUGCUGUACUCAAUUUGUCAUGGUCUGUUGUGUUUUGGUGUGUUUCCCUGUGUUUCCCUCCUGUGUUGAUGACUGCUCCCUCCCCUAAUGUGUCUCAGCUGUUCCUCGUUGCGUGUCUUGUGUUUGUUACUUAAGCCAUUGUCUUUCCUUUGUUCCUGGUGCUGUCAUUGUGGUUUGUUGGUGCUGCGUGUUCUCUGUGGUUACCUGUGUUCCCUUGCUCCUUGCACCUUGCCUUAGCCUUUUGGCGGAAAUGAAGUGCCGUUUUCCCUAAACCGUCUGCAUCUGGGUCCUACCUGCCUGCCUGCACCCACAACCCUAACACAAUUUGGUAUAUGACAUCCGUUAAGAAUAUGGCUACAUGUUUUGGGGACCUUUUCGGUUUAGACACAGUUUAUUUGAUUUGUUUCCCUUUUCUAAAUACAUAUGGAUACUGUGGAUUGUGUUUUUAUCUAGUUCUUAAAAUCAAAGUGUUUGCCAAUUUGAGUUGGGACUGCACUCUGCUUGUAGAUAUGGCAACGGGUAACCAUAAUUGUAACAAAAAGAUUGACUUUGUUCAUUUUAAUCUAUGCAGACAUACUGUGGUUUUUUCUUGUCCUUUAUUUCCCAUGCAUUUCUUUUGGGUAAUUUUUUGUCAAACAAUCAUUUAACAAUAAAAACAA
Molecule: messenger RNA, 4875 nt
Organism: Gadus macrocephalus (Pacific cod)
Lineage: Eukaryota; Metazoa; Chordata; Actinopteri; Gadiformes; Gadidae
Product: toll-like receptor 9
Exons: 3
Coding region: 703-3864 (1053 amino acids)
Biological process (GO): positive regulation of interleukin-6 production; canonical NF-kappaB signal transduction; defense response to virus
Cellular component (GO): plasma membrane
Molecular function (GO): protein binding; pattern recognition receptor activity
Source: RefSeq, a predicted model, not a curated record